AUUUUAUUUUGUACGAACAUAUCUUAAUUUAAUAUUGAUGAGAUAUGCUUUUUAUAAUUUUAUAUUUAAAAAUAAAUUUUUGUUAAUUAUUUUAACAAUAGAUGAAUUAAUAUAGUUAAUGUACGUAAAAUAAAUUAUAAAUUUAAACAGAAAUCGCGUUCGGCUAUUUCCGAAUAUAUCACAAAUUUAGUGGAAUCGACAUAAUUUACCCCCUCCAAAUCGUAGUUCAUUUACCAAAAAGUAGCAUAUGAGAUCGAGUUACGCGCGUAUUUGAUGUGAUUUGUUUAUAUCGUGCUACGAAUUGUAAAAAAUUGUUAUUUAUUAACAUAAAAAACAUGGGUGCUGGUUAUACUGUAAUGAAAUUCUUCUUCAUACUACUCAACGUUCUCUUUUUGCUUGUUUCUCUCGGUGGAAUUGGAGUAUCAAUAUGGAUGUUUGUUGAUCCUACAAUUCCUCUUCAUUUCACUCAAGAAUCGAGAGAUUAUCUGAUAACGACCGUUAUCAUACUCUUAGCAUCGAUUAUCUUGUUAAUUGUAUCUCUUUUGGGAAUAUUUGGUGCAGGUCAGGAAGCUAGAAAAGCUUUGGUUGCUAGUUUCUGCUUGCUUCUGAUAAUAGUUGUCGCCGAAAUAGCAGCUGGUGUUUGGGGUUAUAUAAAUCGGGAUAGUUUGGAGGCCCAUAUAAGAGCGUCUGUUAAACAUUCUGUGGGGGAGGAAUACGACAAAGACGAUAACGUUAAGGCGUUAUUCGACACCAUACAAACCAAGUUGCACUGUUGCGGCGCUGAAAGACCAAUGGACUGGGUGAGAGGUAAGGAGUUCAUAAUGGGAGUUUCUUCUGAUAUAACAACUUACAACGUUCCCGAAUCUUGUUGUCGAACCGGUAUCGCCCCUACGGAAUGCCAGGGCGCCGUCCGCGACAUCCCUAUCGGUAAGGAACCCAAUAAGAGUUUGGUUUACGACAACGGAUGUUAUACGAUGAUUUACGACAAAAUAAAAGAGAGUUGCUGCAUUAUUUUGAUAGUGGGAGGUGUCGUUUUGGGUAUACAGGUCGUCGGUUUAAUCCUCGGUCUGAUUCUGGCUUGUUCGGUGAAUCGGGCGCGCAGGUACAAAGCUUAGAUUUGUAAUUUGAAAAAUUUCUGUUAGUGCGGCUGGUUUUCGAUAUCGGACAAUUAGGAAACGGUGUAAAUUUAUUGACUUAUAAGUUGCUCGAUACGGUUGAGAAUUGACUGAAAAAAUAAAAUCGGUGACAAUAUUUAUUUGUCGGUAUUUGAAAAUCGGCCGUAUUGUAACGAAGUAUUAUUAUUAUUUCUAAAAUGUUCAAAGGAAAUUUAUACGUACAAAGUGGAUUGUUAAACGGGUGGUUUUUUUUGUGGAAAAAUUGUCGAAAUUUUGAAUUUUCACCCUUGAAACUUCGACUGUGACUUAUCAACUUGUCCUGGUAUAUUAAUUUCGACAAAAAAUUGCAAAAAUUUCGAUUGUACGAAAAAAAUUUACAUACAGAUUUAUGAUAUUUUUUUAAAUUAAUCUUCUGAAUCAUCGAAAAUUUGUCCGAGAAAAUAUUCAGGGAAUAAUUUUUUUUGUCAUUAUUUUCGAUUCAACCUUAGGUUUUUAUUAAUUUCGAUAUUCAGUUAUUUGCAAUUUUUCCAAAAUUCCAACUCUAUUCAGUUAUUUCCGAAAAAUUUCAACCACCUCUAUUCAGUUUUUCCAAAGUCCCAACUCUAUUCAGUUAUUUACGAAUGUUACAGAAUUCCACAUCUAUUCAGUUAUUUCCGAAAUGGUCCAAUUUCUGUUCAGUUAUUUUCGAACGUUACAAAAUCCCAUCUCUAUUUCUCUAAAUACUGCCUCUAUUUAUUUGUCUACGAAUUUUUUCCAUCUUUAUUCAGUUAUUUGCAAUUUUUUAGAAUCCCAUCUCUAAUUAUUUCCGAUUUUCCCCACCUCUAUUCAUUUUUUCCAAAUUUUUCAAGUUAUUUUCCAAACGUUUCAAAAUUUAAUCUCUAUUCAGUUAUUUCCGAAACGGCCCCAAUUCCAUUCAGUUAUUGCCGAAUAUUUCAAAAUCCCAUCUCUAUUUUCCAAUAUAUCACCUCUAUUCAAUUAUUUCCGAAAUGGAGACAAUUCUAUUCAAUUAUUGCGGAAUAUUUUUUUAUUUAUCAGUUAUUUUCAGAAAGUUUCAAUAUCUGUUGAGUCAUUUGCGAAUUUUUUAGAAUUCCAACUCGUAUCAAGUUAUUUCUCAAACGUUCCAAAAUCUCAUCUCUAUCAAGUUAUUUCCAAAACGGUCCCAAUUCUAUCCAGUUAUUGCCAAAUAUUUCAAAAUCCAUCUCUAUUUUUCAUAUUCGCUUCUUUAUUCAGUUAUUUGCGAAUUUUUAAAAAUUCCACCUCUAUACAGUUAUUUUAAUUUUGUUUAAAUACCAACUUUAUUCAGUAUUAUAUUUUUCACUUUUAAACCGUUAUUUCUGAGAAGUGCCCACCUCUAUUAAUUACUGUUAAACUUCCCAAUUCUUUUUUCUGGUAUCGAUCUGUUUGUGUAUAAUUAGAGUUGGAAUAUAACGGUAUAUAAUAAUAACAGUUACGUAUUCACUAUAGAUUAUAAACUUUUGCCACCUCUAUUAAUAUAAAUGUUGAAGAUGGGUGCGACUAUGAGUUUUUUUACUAUUUUUCUACAAUGGCCAGCUGUUUACGUCCGCGCAUUAUUUUUAUUAUCGAAAAAAAAUUUACAUAUAUUCUAUAAAACAUUUUACAUUCAAAUGUAAAUAGGAAAAAAAAUCUCUAUUCGAAUACGAGUUCUUGAUGUUUGUGCCAUAUUUAUGUGAUAUACGGGGGGUUCAAAAAUAAACUUUUUGAACCUCCCUGUAUGUUAAUUGCUUAGUCUAACGUCGUUCAGUGUUUACUAUAUUCUAUAAAAAUAUAAAAAAUAUAUAUAUGGAAAGUAUUAUAAAUACGAUUUAUUCGAAUUUGCAUUGAGGGAAUCUCAUUUAUUUAUAGUAUUUUCCGCCUAAUUGUAUAUUGUUAAUAUUUAUCAAAAAAAGGGGGAUUAACUCGAAAUAUUCCUUCUAUUAACUUUUAGAGAAUAAUUUAAAAGAGAUUAAUAAUUUUAGUUGACGAAAAUUUAAUCCGAACCAUGACAUUUUUGAAUGCCGCUGUAUCAAACAUUCCAAAAACGAUUUUUUUCGUCUUAGCAACAAACUGAUUGUAUUGAAUUGCGUCUAUUCCACCAAAAAUUUAUUAUCUCUCUUCAUAGACUGCAAUUUUAGUCUAUAUUCGAAAAUAUUUUUUCGACAUAAACCAAAAUUUCAAAAAAGUUACAAUGGACCAAAUAUGUUGGUCUCUUCCACCAAAAGUGAUUUUUUUUGUUUUUUAGUCAUAAACCAAAUUAUUUGUUCAUUCCACCAAAAAAUAAUUUCAGGUUUUUUUCGUCAUAUAAUAAAAUUUUCAUUAUUCUAUAAAAUCGAAUUCACAAAAGAAAUAUUUGGUAAUCCCACCAAAAUUUAUGUUUCUACAUUUGAUAUCAAUUUUACAAAAAAAUAUUUUCGCCACGAACCAAAAUUUUUGUCUAUUCCACCAAAACAAAAUUGUCUUUUUUCAUAGUUUACAAUUUUGGUCUUUUCCACCAAAAGUAAUUUUUUGUGUUUUCGGCAUAAAUCAAAUUAUUUGAUAAUUCCACCAAAAGUUAUUUUCUGUUUUUUCGUCAUAAAGCAAAAAUCUAAUUCGCCAUAGACAUAAAUCUUUGUUUAUUCCACCAAAAAAAUAUCUUCUGCCAUAGAUUACAAUUUUGGUUUUUUCCACAAAAUAUUCUCCAUCAAUUAUAGAAAUGAUAGAAAAAUAUUUUUUGUCUUAAACCAAAAUUUGUUAAUUUCACCAAAAUUAUCUUUUUACAUUUUAUACCAAUUUCACAAAAAAAAUAUUUUCGCCGCGAAACAAUAUUUUUGUCUAUUCCUCCAAAUUAGAAUAAUAUUUUUCCAUAGUUGACAAAUUUAGUCGUUUUCACCAAAAAAUUUUAACGAUAGAAAAUUUUUUUGUAAUAAACCAAAAUGUUUGUCAAUUCCACCAAAAGUUACAUUUUCUGUUUACUCCACCAAAAACCAAUUUUUCGUCAUAAUCGGAAACCAUAUUUUAUGUUUAUACCACCAAUAGUUAUAUUUUUGAGUAGACCAUUGGUUUCAUUCCACCAAAAAUCAUAUUUCUACAUUUAUAACGUUUUUGUCGAUUCCACCAAAAAGUUAUCUUUCCUCAAACACCGCCAUAAUUCUAUGAAAAAAAUUCUCACCAUAAAUAAAAUAUUUCAUUUAUUUCACUAAAAAUUAUUUUCUCUUUUGCAACCAAAAAAAAAAAAUAUUUUUUCUCCGUAGUCAACAAAUUCUGUAUAUUCCACCAAAAAUAUAUUUUCAGCAUAGACUAAAAUUAUUGUCUAUUCCACCAAUAACUGUUUUUUUAUCAUAGAUCACAAUUUUUGUUUAUUCCACCAAAAAAUAUAAAUCAUCGCUUUUUUCAAAACUAGUUUUAAAUGUCAAAAUAGCGAAUUUUUGACAUUUAUAUCCUAUUUGAAAAUACUCGUAAUUAAAAGGUGUUCACACUAUAAA
Diorhabda sublineata is the source of this 4573-nucleotide messenger RNA. Its product is annotated as CD151 antigen-like. The transcript has 5 exons. Gene Ontology annotation, cellular component: membrane. Bases 336 to 1115 code for a protein of 259 amino acids. NCBI's taxonomy places the organism in Eukaryota, Metazoa, Arthropoda, Insecta, Coleoptera, Chrysomelidae. The record is from RefSeq and is a predicted model, not a curated record.